Chilo suppressalis (striped riceborer) is the source of this 1770-nucleotide messenger RNA. Lineage: Eukaryota; Metazoa; Arthropoda; Insecta; Lepidoptera; Crambidae. The record is from the annotation of a GenBank genome assembly.
CUCUUUGGUCCCUUCAUGUUCACUCUUUGAGAGAAAUUGAGAGAAUCAACUUCAGAAAUAAAGAAUUGUGUGAAUUUCAGACGACUGCUGGAAGCUAUAACGAGGAUGGCAGAAGAUUUUGAUGUAGAGGCUAUGCUAGAAGCACCAUAUAAUAAAUCGGAUAACACUUCCUCUUCAAGGCAUCGAUCUGACAAGUAUUCUGAUAAGCACAAAGACAAAGACCGCGAUGGCAGUAGAAGACGAAGCCGAUCAAGAGAGAGAAGGAGAUCACGCGAAAAAGAUUCUCAACGUCCAAAGGACAGAGAUGAUAAAAGAGAAAGAGAUCGUGACCGAGGAGACAAGGACCGUGAUCGCGACAGGGACCGCGAGCGAGACAAGGAUCGUAGAGACAGGGACAAGGAUCGCAGCCACAAAGACCGCGAUAAGGACAAGGAGCGGGAGCGCGACAGAGAUAGAAAACAACGUGACAAAGGUAGCAAAGACAGAGAUCGUAGCCGUGAAAGAGAGCGGAGCCGAGAUAAGCACACUCAUAAAAGAGAAAAAAGUAAAGAAAAAGAAAAAGACAAAGAAUAUCGCUCAAAGUCGAGAGGUGUUGAAGGUAAAUUAGAGGAACUGCCCCCUGAAGAGCGGGAUUUGCGUACUGUAUUUUGUAUGCAGUUAUCACAACGCAUUAGAGCUAAAGACUUGGAAGAAUUCUUUUCCUCUGUCGGUAAAGUUAGGGAUGUUAGACUUAUCACAUGCAACAAAACUAGAAGAUUCAAAGGAAUAGCUUACAUCGAAUUCAAGGAUGCGGAGUCUGUACCAUUGGCAUUAGGUUUGACAGGGCAGAAGUUGUUAGGAGUUCCUAUUAUUGUUCAACAUACACAAGCUGAAAAAAAUAGAGUUGGUAAUACUUUACCUAAUCUGGCUCCAAAAACUAGUAAUGGGCCGACGAGACUCUAUGUUGGUUCUUUACACUUCAAUAUUACUGAAGAUAUGUUAAGAGGUAUCUUUGAACCUUUUGGGAAAAUAGAUCACAUACAACUUAUGACAGAUCCGGAAACAGGCAAAAGUAAAGGAUAUGGUUUCCUUACAUUUCAUCAUGCUGCUGAUGCAAAAAAAGCUAUGGAACAACUGAAUGGCUUUGAGUUAGCUGGGAGACCAAUGAAAGUUGGCAACGUUACCGAACGAACAGAUGGUAGUUCUAGUACACGCUUUGAUGCAGAUGAACUAGAUAGAGCUGGAGUAGAUCUGGGUGCCACUGGCAGGUUACAGCUUAUGUUCAAAUUAGCUGAGGGAACUGGACUUCAGAUUCCACCAGCUGCAGCGUCAGUGUUGAUGGGAGCAGGAUCGGCGUUGGUGAACCCACAACCUCAAGUAGCACCGCCUAUAGCGACACAGUGUUUUAUGCUCAACAAUAUGUUUGAUCCUGCCAAUGAGAGCAAUCCGAAUUGGGACAUAGAAAUAAGGGAUGACGUGAUUAGCGAAUGCAAUAAACACGGUGGUGUUUUGCACGUGUACGUCGACAAAGCUUCACCGCAAGGAAACGUUUACUGCAAAUGUCCAACAAUAGCGACCGCCGUAGCUUCAGUCAACACUUUACACGGACGAUGGUUCGCCGGGCGGGUGAUCACGGCGGCCUACGUUCCACUUGUCAAUUAUCAUUCCUUGUUCCCGGAUGCAAUGACUGCACUCACACUACUCUUACCGUCUAAAGUACGGUAGAUUUUAUGUGACAAGAACUGAAGUGGCGCAAUUUUUUGGCAUUUAAACAGAACAGAGAACACAUUU